AUGAAGCAGUUUUGGAGACCCAUGUUGGUAUACCAGGGCGUUGCGGACCAGGAUAACAGCGGUGGUGGUGUCGCCCGAGAUAUCCUUGUAGCAGUCAAUGUUGUACGAGAGAGCAACCGAGCCACCAGCUACAACACUGGCAGUCAGAAUACCGAGACCGACGGCCAAAACUGCCCAGUGAGCGUGAUGCUGGGCACCAACACCCCACAUGAUAAGGCCGACGGCUCCCAAGACAGCCGUCACAAGAAGGGGCCAGAGACGGUGCUCGGGCUCACGGACGCCGUUGUUCCGGCGGGCAAGCCACAAGGUGAACUUAUCGGCAAUGGAACCAGCCCAGUAGCAGCCAAUGGCCGCGCCGACGAUGGGACCGGUGUAGAUGGUGCCGACAAGACCGGAAGACCAGUUGUAGGGAGCGUUGGCGAGAACAGGGCUGGCAGUUCCGUUCAGGACUUGAUACCAGCAGAGGUUGAUGCCGUAGAUGAAACCGGCCCAGAGGACGAUGGGGAAUUGGUAAAGGGUCGAAAGGAGAUAAACACCGCGGCGGCCAUAUGUCAAGGCAAUAGGCUGCCAGAACAAGCAGCCGAAACCAAGCAGCAAGAAAGCGUAACCGGUACCCUCGACAAGUGUUGCAGUGGAGAUGCCGGUAUCCGCGGUGAUGUCGGCGAGAAUCGAGUAUUGGAGGGUCAUAGGAAGUCCAGUGCCAAAGGUGUAGACCACAACCAUGGCGAGAGCCAACAUCUUGCGGCCUCUGCUCCAGUUGAGAGGGUCCUCGGGAUCAUCGCUAGGACGGGGAACAAGCUGGAUUCCGUCCCGCAUCUUUGCGCCUGCAGGCGCCGCGCCGGAAACAUCGACGAGGUGGACGGUGCCGGGCACCACGGCCGUAUGCUGAAUAGCCAUCCUGAGGUGUGUGUCGAGGUGGAUGAGCGGGCGUUGACUGGAGAAUCACAAUCUUCAUUGGGGACAAGACGUAAUUGGCUUACAAUCCAGGGCAUGUGA
This is a messenger RNA of Podospora pseudopauciseta, 996 nucleotides long. RefSeq lists its product as uncharacterized. The coding region runs from base 1 to 996 and encodes 331 amino acids. NCBI's taxonomy places the organism in Eukaryota, Fungi, Ascomycota, Sordariomycetes, Sordariales, Podosporaceae. The record is from RefSeq and is a predicted model, not a curated record. The transcript is spliced from 4 exons.